UUUCUAAUGGCAGAGAAAUACAUUCAGAAAAUUAACUGUAAAGAUGAUUUAAAAGUAGACAUUAUGGUCAUAAAAGUGCAUUAAAAGUCAAGAAAACAAAUUGAGCAUCUAAGAGAAAGCUACAGUAGAGCGAUUAGCAUCCGUAAAAGGACAUCCUAGCAGUUCUGAUGUAUGGAUGUGAAUCUCGAAACAUAAAUAAUGUCAAAGAAUAUCACAGCAGCAGAGAUGUGGUUUUACAGAUUCAGAUUCAGAAAACUUUAUUUGUCCCUAGGGGGCCAAUAAAAAGGCACGUAGAGCAGGCAGUGCAACAAUAACGUGAGAAAUGGAGUAGAAAACGAAUUAAAGAUAGCUAACAUAAAUAAAACAAAUAGGGUGAUAUAUAUAUAUGUGUGUCUGUGUGUGUACACAAAUCAAAUGUAGAACAAGUAAGAUAAUAAGAAUAAAAAAUUAUAAUGAAAACAAAAAAACCCACACUGGACGGAAUAAGCAAUGAAGACAUUUUAAAGUUACUAAACACAAAUUAUACGCUAUUGAACUAAAUUAGGAAACGGCAAGGAACAUUUUUUCGACACAUCAUAAGGAAAGAGACCCUGGAAUAUGUCGUCACAUCUGGAAAAAUGAAUGGGAAGAGAGGACGGGGCAGACGGAGAAUGAAAACGACAGAUGGACUGACAUCAUGGCGACACAUGGAACGAUCAACAGUCACAGUUCAAAAAGCAAAAGACCGGAUUAGAUGGAGACAAAUGGUCGCCUACGCUGAAUGGAAUGGCACUUGAUUGAUUGACAGUAAACAAUGUGGUUUUCAUUCCUGAUUUAAAAGAACCGACAGUUUGAGCAGAACUCAGUGUUCAGGAAGUUUGUUCCACCGGUGAGGAGCAGAAUAGCUGAAGCUGCUUCUCUGGUCUUGGUUCUGGUUGUGGGAACACACCAGUGCUUUAAGUGGGCCGGUACGGGUCGGUACUCAGUUCCGGGACUUCUAAAAAUAUCCUUCGGGCGUCCUGGCACUUCUCCAAGUGUCAAGAACGUACUUUCAGCGUACCGGUACGCUGAUCAUCGCAUUUUAAUCCACCAGAACCUCGACCGCUACUUAAUUUUACUAAAACUUCAUUUCCCAUAGACCACUGCGCUCUACGAGAGAGGCGCGCAUGCGUAUUCCUCCUUUGCUUUAAAGCAGCGCGAGAUCAGAGCGCGGUAAACAAACAUGACAUGCUAGCCCGCGCUCCGCCCAACAUCGUGUGUUUAACCGCAGCUCCAAAGUUGACAAAAUGCAGUAAAACACGCUACCAUGCUGUCUUGGCUGAAAGGUUCAAAAAGAACACGGUCAGAAUCUGAGGCGGACUCGCAAACCGACACGAUACCAAGAAGCCAGGGUAGCGAUUUGAGGACCGGUGUAAAAGUUAAAAUGUGUCGUAUCCAGGCUCAGAGGCGUCAGGUGACUGCUGGAUAGCAAACAAACCCAGGUGAGCUGAGGUGGGCGGGGCUUGUUACAGCAGCUGUCAGUGGGGUGAACAGGGCAGGUACGACAGGCUGCUGGUUUGCACAGAGAAUUCAAAUCCACACCUUUAGUGCUGCUUAUGUUGGAGAAAGCAGAGCCAACAGAAGGGUUUAACUUCGUCCUUUAUGAGCUGUUUUAAACUUCAGGACUCUCAGGACUGGGAUUACACAGGACAACCAGGAUUACCGUCGCUAAUUAUGAAGUAAAGAAGACACCCAUUGGACAUAGAGAGGACAUCUGGCAUCCAUGGAGUCCAAUCUGUCCUGCCUGUCGUCCCUUAAAGACGAAGACACCGUGGUUUACAUUCAGCCACACUACAAAGAGACCUACCGCCUGGCCAUUUAUGCUCUGCUCUGCGGAGGCAAAGAGGCCUACGAGGACUUCCUCCAGGCCGAGCAGAUCAACCAUUUUCUGUCAGAGGAGGAGAUCCUGUUCAUCUUGGAACAUGCAGAGGCACCUGAAGUGGAGGACGAUUCUGAAGAGAAAAAGGUCACAGAUGAGCUCAGCCCCUCCACCUACUUCCCAACCGAGUCGGACGAGGAGGUGCCAGACCUGGACCUGGGCUGGCCAGAGGUCAUGCUGGAAGGCACAGACACCAGCAUCAGUCUGCUGUUUCAUCCUCCCAGACAAAACACACCAACCAUUAAAGAGGUGAUUCGGAAGCAGAUUCAGGAAGCACGCCAGAUUAUUGCCAUAGCGAUGGAUGUCUUCACUGACAUUGACAUUUUCAAAGAGAUCAUCAGUGCGACAGUGAGGGGAGUGGUGGUCUACAUCCUCCUGGAUGAUUCCCACAUCAAGAGCUUCCUCACCAUGUCUCACAGGGUGGGCAUUAAUAUCCUGGACCUCAAGAACCUUCGUGUUCGGACAGUUCAAGGACAGCAAUAUCAGUGUCAGUCUGGGAUGAAGUUUCAUGGAGGUUUGGAACAGAAGUUUAUUCUGGUGGACUGUCGGACAGUUUUGUAUGGAACAUACAGCUACUCGUGGUCGUUUGAGAAGAUCAACCUGAGUAUGGUCCUGGUUGUCACAGGUCAACUAGUUUGCUCCUACGAUGAGGAGUUCAGAAGACUCUACGCUCGCUCCACAGUUCCUGCAAUCCCGUCAAAGGGGACUCUAUCCAUCCCAUAUCUGAGAGACGCUGUGACUCUGCAGAGCCCAAACUCCAGCCAGCUUUCUCUCAAUCAUGUUCACAUGAGGUCGAGAGUGAUGCAUGGCAUGAGAAGUGCUCAGGAUGACAGGUUUAACAAUACCACCACGAUGACCAGGGGCCUGAGCAUGCAGGAGAGGCUGCAUCAGUCUCACUAUGCUGAUAUAGGGAACCUGGUGAGAGGACACAGUUAUGGUGGAGAGCUGCAGAAGAUAAACUCAAUGACUCGACUGAGGAUGGGAACCAAGGACAUUGGAGCUACUCCUGAGGGGAAUGGAGCUAAUCUGAGGGGUGGUGGGGAUUUUCUGCUAUCAAACAGGUUGUCUCAGCAGCACCUUAGGCAUCAGACUCUCUACGGUGCAGACCAGAAUCUGAUACCGUUCAACUCUGAAACAUCACUUCACAGGUGGAAGAUCGACACAUACCUUAAUGAGAAUGAUAUGCUUCUAGAUGCGUCAUGUGAUGCAUUAUCCCCCAUGACAUCUCCAUAUAGCAGUCACACAGGCUUAAACGAGCAUCAGUCACAGCUGAUUCACAGCAGGUCGAAGGACAUCAAGUCCAGAAUGGAAGAAAUGAGGCAAAAGAGGCUCAGUCUGCAGGAGUAUGCCAAUCUCAGGCAAAGCCAAGAGUCCUUGAGAUCUAUGUAUCCACCUCUCGACAGGCUUAAGCCUAAGUCUUCAUUGAGAGGUCUUGAUGCACGACAGAGCAUGACAGAAUUAGAGCCAAAUGCACAAGACAACUGCAACCUGGAAGAGAGUGACACCAAGAAAGAAAGUGACAAAAGAGAGCAAAUUCUUACUGAUGGCCACCGCUCUACCUCACACUACGAUAUCAAAACAGUGGCAGAUCGAAAGACAACGCAGACAUAUGACUGGCACGAGCCUCUUUCCAGGACCACAUCAGCAGCUGAUUUAGAUAUGAAACUGAAUGAUGCAACACUGAAGCUUAGUAUCCAGCACCAAAGAGCAAUGGAGUCUUUGACUGAGAUCCCUGAAGAGAAAGAGGGUUCAAACAGUCGUGUUAACAGUUCUGAAUCAGCAUUUAAAGAUGCAAAUGGGGAGAUGUGCAAAGAUGAGAAAGCUGUCCCAAAGGAAAACUCUGUUAAAUCAAGCUUACCAGCUGAUCCACAGAGUCAGGGUCAAGCCAGAGAAAGCAAUGCUCCCAUACGUAAGAUAAACAACAGCAUAGGCUCAUCUGCUCCAAAAGAAGGAAAGAAAUCAAUUUUCAGUCAAAUCGAAACCGUUCCAAAGACUUCUACAGUAUCUCAGAAUGCAAGUGAGGCUAAGAGUAAUCACACAGAAAAAGGGCAAACACAGCUAGAGGAACCACCACUUCAGAGGAAGAAUUCCCUUAGAAUGAAAGUACAGGCACUGCUUGCGUCAGAUGACAAGAAAGCUGCCAAAAAAGAGGAGAAGUCACUCCAAAGAAUGGCCUCGUUGAGAUCACAAAAUGCUUCAGGAUCUAAGGUGGACCAUGCACAGGCAGCUGCUGCAGAACAAACCAGCAAGAAAGGCCAAUCACCGAGCACCCCCAAAUCACAGAGGUCUUCCAGUGGUCCAUCAGAAACAGAGAAGCAUAAAUCUCCAUUUUCAAGACUGACUCCUCAGCGUUCAAGCAAAAGAAAGACGAACCCUGCAGCAGAGCAGGAUCAAGGCUCGAGGAGCACUCUGGAUAGCGAAGGGGUGACUGUCUAUCAAACCACUAAACAAAAAGCUUACAGUCGAUAUGAGUAUUUGCUUAGCACUGAAAAUAUUCACUUAGAUAGGUCUACAAGGAUGGCAAGUAUGUAUUCCUCAGACAAAGACAGAGGCUCUUUGGUGAACAGGCAUGACUCUGGCUAUCCAAUGUAUCAGACACAAAGUGGCAGUGACAACAAACUGGGACGAUUCAUGCAGCGAGUAGGAAAUCUAAUAGGCAAAAACAAGUAGGGCUGAAAGAAGAAAAGAAGGCCACCAUUCCCAUUAAUGAAGGCAAUGUUAAUGCAUAGUCCUUGUGUUGUUUAUUGAUAUAUUUUGGCUCCUACACACAGAUUGUAUGUUUACACCUCUGCAGUAUGCUGCAGUUAAUAAGUUUCAUAAUGUUGUUAAGACUUUUUAUUUAUCACUGAUGCCAAAACACAAAACGUUCUUCAGGGUGUAUCUAAAGUCUGGAAAUCGCAUUAACUAUAUAUUUUGUUGCCUCCACAAGUUAAAUAAGGAUUUGUUGAAAGAAGAAAGAGUUGAACUGGUACUUCUCAGUGGAUGUGAAGGCUGGACAUAUCGAAAGAUAGGGUUAGGGUUAGGGAAGUGAUUUUUUUGGGACUAGCAUGAAUUUUAGCCAUGACCAAUCCUUUAGUUUUGGCUGAUACAUUUGGUCGUCCAGAACGGAGUUUGUCCAUGACACUGCCCGUUUCUUUAUAUGUUUUAACCACCUUCGCCACCAUGGAAAAGCCAAAUGGAAUCUUCCUUGGAUGACAUGCAUAAAAUUCAUCAGUUGUCUUUCGAUACGUCCAUCAUUCACAUCCUCUGAGAAGUACCAGUUCAACUAUUUCUUCUUUCAACAAAGCCAUAUUUAAUCUGUGGAGGCAAAAUGUGCCUAUAUAUCCAGACGUUUAGGGAAACCCUGUAUGUGGGCUGUCUGUUACUUGAUCAGUUUGUAUGUAUUGCUCUGAGCUGGGUAUUACAGGGUAGCAGGGUUGAUGUGAAAAUACCAACACGUCAAGAUUAAAACAGGGUGAACAUGACGGGUGCUUCAAAACACUAAAAAAUAUUUUAUAAGUCAGAUGAAUUGUAAAAAUGACUGUUAAACAUACAAAUGUUCUAUACUUGGUGUAUUUGCUUUUGUUUUGGAAGGAUGAGUCUGGUGAGAUUCUAUAUUUUCUUGUAAAUAAAUCUCAUUUUAAAAAAAAACAGUGAUGAUCUGCUAACAAAUAUCAUGCAUGUAAGCCUGAAUUAUGUUACUGCUCUGUGCCUCACAGCUCCACUGUUUCAAUAACUACUAAAAUCACAUCAGUAAGGAACAGGACACCAUGACAUGUUCCUUUUAUAUCAUGAACACACACCCCGUAGUUUAUUUUGACUGAGAAGCAGACACACCCCCAGCUGCUAACACAGCUCACUAGAGAGCCAAGUGUGGAUUCAUCCGCUGCUGGAAAUAGUCCCUAACAAAUGCAAUGAUGUCUACUUCUUCAUGUUCCACAGGCAGAGUGCAGGAAGUCAGAAAACACAGACUUGUACAUUACUGGUUUUCCUGUUUAAUGAAUUUUGUCAACAAAAACAAAACAUAUAUAUUACCAGGCUUCAUCGCUUCUUGUACCAAUGCUUGAUAUAAUGUGUAAAUAGAAUUUUUUUUUAUACAGUUGA
Molecule: messenger RNA, 5980 nt
Organism: Amphiprion ocellaris (clown anemonefish)
Lineage: Eukaryota; Metazoa; Chordata; Actinopteri; Pomacentridae
Product: protein FAM83B-like
Exons: 6
Coding region: 1742-4567 (941 amino acids)
Biological process (GO): epidermal growth factor receptor signaling pathway
Cellular component (GO): cytoplasm; membrane
Source: RefSeq, a predicted model, not a curated record